UCUACCAGCUGUUGAAAGAAAUCCCUAGAGACUCAAGGGACUGAAUCAUCAAAGUUAAGUCUCUCUGAGAUUUAUUGCUAAGAAUGGCUUUAGAUCUAAGAACCAUAUUUCAGCAUGAACCAUCCGAGAAUAAUCUUGGAUCAGAAAAUUCAGAGUUUCGACGAAGUCAAGGACCUGCUGUUCAGACAGAAGAAGGGAUUUCUGAGUUCUCAAGAAUGAUGCUCAAUUCAUUUCAAGACAGCAAUAAUUCAUAUGCAAGGCAGGAAUUGCAAAGACUUUAUAGGAUCUUUCACUCAUGGCUGCAACCAGAAAAGCACAGCAAGGAUGAAAUUAUUUCUCUAUUAGUCCUGGAGCAGUUUAUGAUUGGUGGCCACUGCAAUGACAAAGCCAGUGUGAAAGAGAAAUGGAAAUCAAGUGGCAAAAACCUGGAGAGAUUCAUGGAAGACCUGACUGAUGACAUCAUAAAUCCACCUGCCUUAGUCCAUGUCCAAAUGCAGGGACAGGAAGCUCUCUUUUCUGACAAUAUGCCCUUAAAAGAUGUCAUUGUUCAUCUCACAAAACAAGAGUCUGCCAAAACCCCAAGAGAAGCAAACGUGGGGACACCCUUCCAGACUUCCCAAGACACUUCCUCAGAAACAGGACAAGGACAUGAAGAUGAACAAGAUGGCUGCAACAGUUCUUUGAAAACUACUCAAGUAAAUGAAAGUAAUACUAAUCAAGACAAUCAAAUAGUUUCUCUAAUCAUCAUCCAGGAAAAGAAUGGCCCUAGGCCUAAAGAGGGAGGUGUUUCUUCUGACAACCCAUACAAUUCAAGAAGAACAGAGCUAGUCACUGCUAGAUCCCAGGGAAGGUCCACGAACGGAAUUAUUUUUCAAGGUGUCCCUAUGGAGAUGGGAGCAGGGUUUAUCUCUCAGCCAGAGCAGUCAUCCCCUGAGUCUGCCCCUACCCACCAGAGCAAUAAGGGGAACUCCACAUGCGAGGUACAUCAGAAAGGAUCCCAUGGAGUCCGAAAAUCAUACAAAUGUGAAGAAUGCCCCAAGGUCUUUAAGUAUCUCUGUCACUUAUUAGCUCACCAGAGAAGACACAGGAAUGAGAGGCCAUUUGUUUGUCCUGAGUGUCAAAAAGGCUUCUUCCAGAUAUCAGACCUACGUGUGCAUCAGAUAAUUCACACAGGAGAGAAGCCUUUUACAUGCAGCAUGUGUGAAAAGUCCUUCAGCCACAAAACCAACCUGCGGUCUCAUGAGAGAAUCCACACAGGAGAAAAGCCUUAUACAUGUCCCUAUUGUAAGAGACGCUACCGCCAGUCAUCCACAUACCACCGCCAUAUGAGGACUCAUGAGAAAAUUACUCCGCCAACUGUUCCCUCCACACCAGAAGCUUCCUAAGCUGCUGGUCUGAUAAUGUAUAUAAAUAUGUAUGCAAGUAUGUAUAUUUUCAUAGUAUUUAUCUACUUAGGAUAUAAUUUCCUGAUUAUGCUUUCAGUUUAUUGUCUUGCUUCAUUAAAAUGUAAGGCUAAGGAGAGCAUGGAAUUUGUUAGUUUUGUUCACUAAAGUAUUCCAAGCAGUUGGGAAAGUGGAAUGUUUCUAAGAACCAAUAAAUUUCUGUUGAAUAAAUGAAUUAAUCCA
Messenger RNA from Mandrillus leucophaeus (drill), 1625 nucleotides. RefSeq names its product zinc finger and SCAN domain containing 4 (gene ZSCAN4). Bases 84 to 1385 code for a protein of 433 amino acids. Gene Ontology annotation, biological process: regulation of transcription by RNA polymerase II. The record is from RefSeq and is a predicted model, not a curated record. The transcript is spliced from 3 exons. Gene Ontology annotation, molecular function: RNA polymerase II cis-regulatory region sequence-specific DNA binding; DNA-binding transcription factor activity, RNA polymerase II-specific. Lineage: Eukaryota; Metazoa; Chordata; Mammalia; Primates; Cercopithecidae.